Zerene cesonia (dogface butterfly) is the source of this 1315-nucleotide messenger RNA. RefSeq lists its product as uncharacterized. Bases 477 to 1226 code for a protein of 249 amino acids. The transcript is spliced from 5 exons. The record is from RefSeq and is a predicted model, not a curated record. NCBI's taxonomy places the organism in Eukaryota, Metazoa, Arthropoda, Insecta, Lepidoptera, Pieridae.
UAAAAAGCCGCAAAGGCGACCGUAGGUUUUUAUUUUUAACAAUGUUGUGUUUGUUUAUUAUUUAAAAAAACACUCUAAAAGAGUGUAAAUUAUUUUGUCUAGUCUUAUAUUUAACUUUUAAGUUUCUUAACGCAAUUCAGUUCCAUCAAAUAAAGUUAAUGUGCCAUAAAAGUAUUGGUGAUUUCCUUUGUUUUGAAAAUAAUGAAUCGUGGUGCUAUAAUUUAGUGUUAAAAGUGGUUUCCAGUUGGGUCGGGUAAAAAAAAGUCUUUAGCACGUAUCUGAUAACGUCUAUACGAGUUAUUAUUCGCAGGAAACGCUGAAAAUACAAUCCCGCCAUUUUGUGAAUUUCCUUAAUAAAAAUACAUUUUGAUAUUCGUACGGUUAUUAUGGAUAUAUUGCUCAAUUACCAUUUAAUCCACGUCAAUAGCUGUGAAUUGAUUGUAUUCUAAUAAGAAUCGUGUAAGCCUUAAUUCGAAAUGUCGACACUGAAUAGUCAAACUGAUUGGAAGAAUAUACAAAAAGAAACAUUGUAUGAAAAGUGCAGGAAUAUAACAGAGGAAAUAUAUAAGAGGAUAAAUAUAACGUUUCAAGUAAAAAAACUGGAAAAUUCCACUCAGAGCGAUGUUUCAGACCAAAGUGAUAUAGGUAGCGGCGACCUAAGUAAUGAAACUGAUCUAUUCGCCUGUGACAAAAGCUCUAUAUCAAGUAGUACCGAGUUAGAGAACCUGGAGAUGGGCAGCGCUGCUUGCGAGAAAUACAUAAACAUUAAUAACAAUGAAGAGACGAAGGUGAAGAAAGCACCCGUUGUAAAAAGGCCUAAGAAAAGAUUCCGCAAGCGAAUAAAAAAGAAACAAGUGAAAGACUCGGACUGCUCGAGCGACGAGGCGCCGCUGCGGAGCGAGGAGCGACGCAGCGCUUCGCCCCACAAACACGAUACGACACUGCCUAAUAUUGUGAUUGUCACUAGUGAUUUGAAAUACAAGAUAAAAUCGCCGCAACCUCAGGAGAAGCAGCCGAAAGCGCAAGAGGCGAAAAGGGCAGAGACAACAGAUACACAUAGCAUAGACAAUUCGGAGAUGUCAGAGUUGUCUAUGAAGGAGAGGGCCGAAGACAAUGGUGUGUGCAAGAUUUGCAAUUUGACGUGCCGCGGGGAGAGGGGGUUGAGGCGACACUUGAAAAUGGCACACUCGGUAGGUGAAGCUACAUUGGAACAACGAAAUCAAUAAGUAUCCACUAUUUGAAUUAUAUUAAUUUUUUUUUAUUUUUCAAAAAUAUAUAUAUGUGUUUAGUUGUUUUUAUUAGGCGUCGGAAUGUU